Molecule: messenger RNA, 2687 nt
Organism: Harmonia axyridis
Lineage: Eukaryota; Metazoa; Arthropoda; Insecta; Coleoptera; Coccinellidae
Gene: lic
Product: dual specificity mitogen-activated protein kinase kinase 6
Exons: 4
Coding region: 278-1276 (332 amino acids)
Biological process (GO): protein phosphorylation; stress-activated MAPK cascade
Molecular function (GO): MAP kinase kinase activity; ATP binding
Source: RefSeq, a predicted model, not a curated record
UUGGCGCUUCAGUUUCUGUCAAACUUUAUCGCUUCUAAUUAGAACUGGUAGUGAAACUAAAGAAUUUACGAAUUAAAAAAAAACGUUUGGAUUAAAUUUGAGGUUUGAUCAAACUCUGAAUUAAAGUUUCAGAGCCGCAUGAUUUGUAAUUUGCGGGGGCGUAUAAAUAUUCAUAUAUGGUCACUGAAAUCUUUGCCAAGUAAUAGGUAAACAUAUCUAAAGGUAUUCAAGAAAAAUAAAUAAUUCGAUUAUAUAUUUUUCUUCAACUAAAAGUAACAUGGCUUUGCGUAAAAAAAGGCCCGAUUUAAAACUUCAAGUUUCUGAUGAAGCUCCGCCAAUAGUUCCUCCAGCAAAUUUAGAUACCAGAACCACUAUAACUAUAGGCGAUAAAACAUUUGAUGUUGAAGCUGAUGAUUUAGAAAAAAUCUGUGAUUUAGGAAGAGGGGCUUAUGGAAUAGUGGAGAAAAUGAGACAUAUCCCCAGUGGAACUAUCAUGGCAGUCAAGAGAAUCACAGCAACUGUAAACAGUCAAGAACAGAAACGUUUACUUACAGAUUUGGAUGUCUCAAUGAGAACCAGUGACUGUUUAUACACUGUUCAAUUUUUCGGAGCAUUGUUCAGAGAAGGUGAUGUUUGGAUUUGUAUGGAAGUCAUGGAUACUAGUUUAGAUAAAUUUUAUGCAAAGGUUUAUAAACAUGGCAGAAGGAUACCUGAAGAUAUGUUGGGUAAAAUAACAUAUGCUGUGGUUAGUGCUCUACAUUAUUUACAUUCUCAUUUAAAAGUAAUCCACAGAGAUGUGAAGCCUUCCAACAUACUUAUCAACAGACAAGGUGAUGUUAAAAUGUGUGAUUUUGGUAUAAGUGGAUAUUUGGUUGAUUCAGUAGCAAAAACUAUUGAUGCUGGUUGCAAACCUUAUAUGGCGCCUGAGCGAAUAGAUCCACAAGGAGAUCCUUCAAAAUAUGAUAUACGCUCUGAUGUUUGGUCAUUAGGUAUCUCUCUGAUAGAAUUGAGCACUGGACAAUUUCCAUAUCCUAAAUGGGGUACACCUUUUGAACAGCUGAAACAGGUUGUUAAAGAUGACCCUCCUAGACUUCCAUCUGGAGAGUUCAGUUCUGAUUUUGAAGAUUUUAUUUCGAAAUGUCUUCAGAAAAAAUACAUUGACAGGUGGAAUUAUACACAAUUACUGCAGCAUCCUUUCAUAGUAACACAUAAAAAUAAAAAUACCAACAUCUCCAAUUUUAUAUCUGAGGUGUUGGAUCUGCCAGACAACUUAUGAGAUUCGUGCACCCUUUCUUAGUUUGUAAAAUUGUUUUCAGAGUGGUAAAAUAUGUUGAAGAUGCUUAAAUUUUUCAAUAUCUCAUUUCAUUGAGUAGAAAGUAUAUAAAAUGAAAUUUUUGUAUCGAAACAUAUUUUUUCCACUCGAUUCUUAAAGGCUUUUUAAUUUUGAAGAUUCUCUUCAUUUUAUUUCAGUUUUUUUAUUAGUUGAAUGAUUUCAUUUUAAGCAGUUUUAAUUUUCUAUUUUAAAAGUUUUUAAUAUUCCAAUUUCAGUGAAUUUUAAUCGUUUGAGAAUUUUAAUUUGGUUGUAGUUAAAUAACACUAAGAAAGGGUUGUUGCAAUAAAAAAAAGCUAAUAUUUUGAAUCAUUCGUGUGGUUCGAAGUCAUAGGAGUUUAUCUGAAAUUUGCGAUAUAUUAGGAAAACUUCAUAAUUAGUCCUUGUUCAGUAGAAUGAUUAGACUGAAGAAACAAGUAUUAGAAAUUUUGUCUCUAAAGCGUUAUAAUCCAAGAGAUAGCAGUCAAAAUUACUUCAAAACAAUAAACUUAAUCUAGUCAUAAUUGGGAUACUGAUUGUAAUCUAUCUAGUUUCCAUAACUGUUUUUAAUCACCAUUGUUACCAGUCAUUCAAUGUGUGUUAUGAAAUACUCGGCAGAUAUAAAGUGAAAUAAAUGUUGAGGAUCUGAUAAGAUCAAGGGUCAAGAGAUAAUGAUAAGUAUAUUUAUAAAUAGAGAACUUUCAAUAAUGAACUACAACGGAAGUAGAAUACCGAGGUAAAAUGAACAAGUUAUUUUCUAUAUAAUAGUUAUUUUAGACAUUCUUGAUUUUUUUUUAGAAAAGUCCUGAUCAUAUUUCAGGAAAAAUUUAUUUUAUUUUUUUAUCAAUCAAUAUUGAACAUGUUCAAUAAUUUUUUAUCAUUAUUCUGUAUAAUGAAGUUUAUUUUAUUUUUUUUUUUUAAAGAUAACCAAACAUCUCAGGAAUUCUAUUUUGUAUGUCAAGAAUGUUGAAAAGUCCAAUUAAUUACAUGUGUUCACUUUUUGUCUCGUAAAUUCAAAAUGAGACAUUUCUAGCAAAAAAAUACUGAUAUCCCUACGAUAGGAUGUUACUUAUACUUAUAUACCAUGUAUAUACACUUACUCACAUCACAGUAACAUAGUGAAUUAAUUCGAUUAUUUUAAACGACAUUAUGAUCCAGUGUUGCUCACAAACUUAUGUUUGGUUUUUGAGAUUUAGGGAAUUGAAAAUAAUAAUUUUCUGGGAGAUAUGUAAUUUAUUUCUGACAAAUACCAUGAAAAACAUCUAAUAGGAUGAUUUAUUUAUUCCCACUGGCGAAUGUAUAUUUUCUUAUUUUAAUGUUAGAAUAAUGUUAAUUUAAAUCGUAAAAUUGUGUGAUAAAUAAAGAAUAUUUAAUAGUU